GAAGUUCAAGCCGAAACUAGGUGAAGGGAAGGUGUCGAGCCAUGAAUCCAACCAGACGUGACAAAAUGGACUUGAUUCUGCACCGGCUGCAUCAUUUGGGUGCCCCCAAGGUUCUGAUGGCCUGCACAGUUCUCUUGUGCUUGAACCCUGCCAUUGGUUUAUUUGAAGAGAAAUACGACUUCAUCGAACUCUUUGCUGGAGAGGCUUGGGUGACCAGGUGUGUGAAACACCAUGGGUAUAGUGCUGCUGCCCUCGACAUCAUGUAUGGUGAACUGCUUCCCGAAAAACAAAAUGCAAUGGAUUUGUUGUCGGACGCAGGAUUCUCGCUGGCGUUAGUCACCAUCUUCAAUGGCAAGAUGGGAGCGUUUCUAUGCCUGAUAGGAUUGAUGUGCAGCAGCUAUGUAAGCAUAUCAUCUGGAACCCAUCGACGUGCACCAUUUGAUCCUCUAGGCCGUUCUGAAAUACCCAUGGUGGCUAUUGGCAAUGCAUUGGCAUCAAGGACUUGUUUAUUGAUAUGGGCAAUCAGUGCCAUGAAUGGCGCCUGGGUUUUAGAGCAGCCGCGGAGCUCAAUGCUUCCUUGGCAUCCGAGGGUCAUGGAGCUGUGGUCAAAGCUACACAAGGUGUUUCAAGCCUUUUGGUGGAUGGGGCACUAUGGAUCUUUGACGAUGAAGCGCCACAUCUGUUGGUCGAAUUGCCCCAGCAUCCGUUGCUUCGAUCGGGGGGUCAUGGCUAGAGCUUUCCAGAAGAAACAUUUUGGAAAUGCUCCAAAAUCUGCUCGGUUGUAUCGUGACAAACAGGGUAAGAAGGCUUACCAUGGCACCAAAUUUUUGAAGGGCACCCAGACGUAUCCACCGAAGUUUGGGAUGAAGAUUGUCAAGUUACUGCAUCGCUUCCUCACCAAGAAGGAUGCCCUCCCACCAUCAGCUGCUGCAGAGCCUGUGCGAAGUGGCUUUGAGCUUUUCUCUCAGCUUGAGUGGGGGGAUGGCCAUAGCAAGUUGACGUCUAUCAAACAAGAACCGGAGGAAGAUCUGGACAUGAAGAUCAAGGAGUAUGAGAGGCAGCUUGCUCGAAUGAAAACAGUCGCUGCAAAAAUUGCUCAAGGGGACGCUGCAGCUGGUCAAGCUUCUCCUACUGAUGAGACUCAGCCAGCCACUGAAGAGGAAAUUCAGGAGAACAAGAAGGGAAACAAGUCCAAACGAGGUACUGAAAAGAUAGCAGCAGCUGCCAAAACAAAGCCGGCUCCACCUCCUCAGCAGAAACCAGAUGCACCAGCUUCACCUGGUGAACCGUCUCCCAACCCAGCUCCAACAAAGCGAGUGAAGGGUAAACAAGCACCCCCCGAAGUGGACCAACAGCAGCUCAUCCAGGAGUUGCAGGAGGCCAACAAAGCGAUGAUGAAAGAGAUGCAGAAGCUUCGUAGUGAAAAAAGUCAGUCUAGUAGCUCCACGUCCACUCCUGCCCCAAAGAUCCCUGCCCCUUCUCCUGCUGGCACACCAGUGCCCAGAAAAAAGGAGAAAGAGAAGAAGGAAAAGGGUGAUCCCAAGGAUGUCCAACCACCAGCCGACCGCCCCGCGCCUCAAACUGAGGGGGCGAAGCUGAACCGCCUCAGGCGAUUGUGCGAGUUGAAGCCGUCAGGUCGUUGCCAUGUCCCAAAGGCCAUUCAUGAAAAAUGGGCCAAAUCAACGAGAGCUGAAAAAGAGGCAAUGAUCGAUGAGCUGGAAAAAGUCAACUGGAGCAAGGACCUCUUCGUGAGUCGCAUCACGAAAACGAUCACCCAGAAGAAAACGUUGCAGCGGAAACAGAAACGAGGAUGGUUCACAAAGGAACAGAUGCAAACCACUUUGGGAUGGAGCACGUCGUACAUCAAGUGCGCUGUGGAGGUUUGCGAAAAGCCUGGCAAUGAAAGGCUUUGGAAGAAGGAUCGCUACAACCGCAAACUCCGCAAAUACUAUGUUGUCUAUGGUGAGGAGGACGAUGAUAUUUCUGAAAAUGAGGAACAGCACCAACAUCAAGAGUCUGGGGAGGCGACUGAAGAGGUCACCUUCAAGGUCCUGGGUCAGGAAUGUGGGGACAGUGAGUCCGAAGAAGAUGAUGAAAAGGAGAAAGAAGCUGAACAGAUCAAUGUUGCAGAGAAGGACUACCUGAAGUUUGCGAGCUUCACAUCAUCCCUGCUUACCCGGUCGUCUAAGCUUUCAGAUUUGGUUAGCCAACUGGAAUCGGAACUUGGUGACAAGGACAAGGAGACUGUUGAAGCUAAGCGUGUUGGCAAGUCGGUGCAAGCUUUGGAGGACAGCAUCGAAAUUCUGAACACGCAGUUCUCCACCUGUGAGCUCAUCAAGUUGGAUGCAGCUGUGCUUCGAGAGGAUUCCUGA
Messenger RNA from Cladocopium goreaui, 2372 nucleotides. The record is from the annotation of a GenBank genome assembly. Lineage: Eukaryota; Dinophyceae; Suessiales; Symbiodiniaceae.